Molecule: messenger RNA, 318 nt
Organism: Rangifer tarandus platyrhynchus (Svalbard reindeer)
Lineage: Eukaryota; Metazoa; Chordata; Mammalia; Artiodactyla; Cervidae
Source: the annotation of a GenBank genome assembly
AUGAGAGGUGCCACGCAAGUCUCAGUGAUACUCCUCUUGGUGACCGUGUCUGACUGUGCGGUGAUCACUGGGGCCUGCGAGAGGGAUUUCCAGUGCAGGGCGGGCACCUGCUGUGCGGUCAGCCUGUGGCUGCGUGGGCUGCGGGUGUGCACCCCGCUGGGGCGGGCAGGAGAGGAGUGCCACCCCAGCAGCCACAAGGUCCCCUUCUUCAGAAAACGGCAGCACCACACCUGCCCCUGCCUGCCCAACCUGCUAUGUUCCCGUGGCCUGGACGGCAGGUACCGUUGCUCCACCAACCUGAAGAACAUCAACUUCUAG